Populus nigra (black poplar) is the source of this 696-nucleotide messenger RNA. RefSeq names its product DNA (cytosine-5)-methyltransferase CMT3-like. Gene Ontology annotation, cellular component: nucleus. The record is from RefSeq and is a predicted model, not a curated record. Bases 1 to 696 code for a protein of 231 amino acids. Lineage: Eukaryota; Viridiplantae; Streptophyta; Magnoliopsida; Malpighiales; Salicaceae. Gene Ontology annotation, molecular function: chromatin binding. The transcript is spliced from 4 exons.
AUGCCGCGAAAACGACAGCGCAGCACGACGACAAAACCAGAAGCGGCAGCGUCUACUUCUUCUUCAAUUAAGCAAAAGAAGACGGCGGCGACGCCGAAACGUACUUGGUUGAGAAAAGUAGAGAAGGAAGAGGAAGAGGAGGUGUUUGUUUUGGAAGGAGAUGAGGAUGACACGAACUCGGUGGAAGAAGUCGGAGAUAGGAUGGGGACUGGUAAUGCCGAUUCUAGACCUGGCACGAAGGAGAAGCGUGGAUCUGGUAAAGCUGAGAAGAAGAUAUCGACGCCUGUGAAGGUUAAGGAGGAUGAAACGCCGGCGAGGUUUGUCGGAGCUCAGAUUCCUGGUGCUGAAGCUAGAAAGAAGUGGCCUCAUCGAUAUGCUAAUAAGGCUUCUGAUGGAGAUCCAGACUAUAUAUGCAGGAUAAGUGAGAUGUUUGAGUCUGUAGACAGGACCCUAUAUUUUACUACUCAAUGGUACUAUCGAUCCACUGACGCGAUCAUUAAAGAUAAGUACAUUUCGGAUCCAAAGUGUGUUUUCUUUUCUGAGAUUCGAAAUUACAAUCCCUUGGAGUGUCUUACAUGGAAGCUGAACAUUGUGGAUCCGGAGAAUAGACGAGCAAGGUCCUCCGGUUGUGAUUUCUAUUGUGACAUGCUUUAUUUGCUUCCAUAUUCUACCUUUCUCAAGUUACCAACAGUUUAG